UGACCAAAUAAAAGAAAGUUCGCAUUUUUCUUUUUUCUACUGUUUGGCAUUUUCCCUUUGUAUUGGAUAAAUUUAUAGUUCCUUUGAUUAAUCUAUAUAUAGAUUUGUAGAGAGAGAGAAAAAGGGAAAUAGCCAUAGGAGUCUGUCUAUGUGGUAUGUUUCCUCGUGAUCUCUGCAGUCUACGUGAAAUCCCAGAUUGUGGUAUUGUUUGCUCCAUUGUAGUCGUGAGAACAAGUCACAUUUCUUGUUGGGUUUUUACUUUCUGGAGAGAGAAACAAGGAAACUGAGGUUUUUGAGGGGAAAGAUGGGGACUUUUUCUCUCAAAUUAUGGUAAUUUUGAAUGUGGAGUUUAAGGGUUACCUAGUUUAUCCUCGAAUGAUGUUUUUGUUUGCCUGCUAAUUCUGUCUUCAUCAUCGGAUUCCCAGCUGAAUUUAGCCUUUUCAAGCAACAUGUUCAGUGCUUCAUCCAGUUAAAGAUGAUAUAACCCUGCACCAGUUGUUUGUAGAUUUGUCCUCCACCAAUUUAAUGGCUGCCUACACAUCUGAUAGGGUUCUUAAGCUGGCCGAGUACAUAGCUCUUGAUCCAAUGGGGAAAUAUUUCUGACCAGAAUGGAUCCUCAGGCUUUUAUCAGGUUGUCGAUAGGCUCCCUUGGAUUGAGGAUUCCUGGAACAGCACUAAAUACUGCAAAGUCAGGAAUCCAUGCAUUCUCUUCCCCAUGUUCGUGUGAGAUACGGCUUCGAGGUUUCCCUGUGCAAACAACAUCUGUUCCUUUAGUAUCCUCACCUGAUGCGAUGCCUGAUAUUCACAGCAUUGCCUCAAGUUUUUAUCUUGAAGAAUCAGAUCUGAAAGCAUUAUUGACACCUGGUUGUUUCUAUACUCAUCAUGCAUGUCUUCAGAUUGUUGUUUUCACAGGGAGAAAGGGAUCCCACUGUGGUGUUGGCACCAAAAGGCAGCAGAUAGGAAAGUUUAAGCUGGAGGUGGGUCCUGAAUGGGGAGAAGGGAAGCCAGCAAUUCUUUUCAGUGGCUGGACAGGCAUAGGAAAAAAAAAGCAACAGAGCAGAAAACCAGGAGCUGAGCUUCAUUUGAGAGUAAAACUGGAUCCUGAUCCAAGAUAUGUCUUCCAGUUUGAAGAUGUGACCACAUCAAGUCCUCAAAUAGUCCAGCUUCAAGGCUCCAUCAAGCAGCCGAUAUUCAGCUGCAAGUUCAGUCGUGACAGGACGCCUCAGGUGGAUCCAUUGAGCACCUAUCGGUCAACCUCUCUUGAUAGCAUUGACCUGGAAACAGAAAGAAGAGAACGGAAGGGAUGGAAGGUGAAGAUACAUGAUCUCUCUGGCUCAGCUGUUGCGGCAGCCUUCAUAACAACUCCGUUUGUGCCAUCAACAGGUUGUGAUUGGGUUGCCAAGUCCAACCCAGGAGCUUGGUUGAUUGUUCGUCCAGAUGUCUGCCGGCCUGAGAGCUGGCAGCCAUGGGGAAAGCUGGAGGCAUGGCGUGAACGUGGUAUCAGAUCUGAUUCCAUUUGCUGCAGAUUUCACCUCCUUUCUGAAAGCCAAGACGGGGGUGAGUUUCUCAUGUCCGAAAUCUUCAUCAGUGCUGAAAAGGGUGGGGAGUUUUUCAUAGACACUGACAGGCUUUUGCGGGCUGCAUCAACUCCAAUACCAAGUCCACAAAGUAGCGGAGACUUUUCAGGGCUAGGUCCAACAGGUGGUUUUGUCAUGAGCUGUAGGGUGCAAGGGGAAGGGAAGCGUAGCAAACCAUUGGUUCAAUUGGCAAUGCGACAUGUGACAUGUGUGGAGGAUGCUGCAAUAUUUUUGGCACUUGCUGUAGCAGUUGAUCUUAGUAUUGUGGCAUGUAGGCCUUUCCGUAGGAGGCAUAGGAGAGGGUCUCGCCAUUCUUUAUGAAGAAGGAAGAAAAUUGCGACUAUUUUUCGUGAACAGAGAAUGGCUUUACAAUAUUACGCAUUGUGUACAUGAUCUCCUGUUUAUCUUUACUCUUUCAAAAAUUGUUCAGUGGGGCAUAAGGUAUCAAUAAAGUCCUCAUGAUAUCUACUCUUAAACCUCACUACUUGUUUGGGACAAAGGUUUUAUUGGAAGGAUAAGGUCUUAGAGGAAUUUUGAAGGUUUUAAAAACCUUCAAAAUCCUCAAUUUGGGGCA
Molecule: messenger RNA, 2151 nt
Organism: Manihot esculenta (cassava)
Lineage: Eukaryota; Viridiplantae; Streptophyta; Magnoliopsida; Malpighiales; Euphorbiaceae
Exons: 4
Coding region: 609-1898 (429 amino acids)
Source: RefSeq, a predicted model, not a curated record